GAACAUUCGAGGUGACUUGGUCUAACUUUGGCCCUGUUGAUGACGUCUCAUAACCUGUGGUAAUGUUUUACAACGGGAAAUGCUCUUGCUUCCAAUUGGCCACGGCAUCCUGUAGUCAUCCAAAUGCCUGAAAGACCACUUUAUUACUGUCGAACCCAUCGCAAGACUGCUUUAUCAUUCUCAAGCCGGUGUACCCAGGCUCCUUCUAUUCCCAAAACUCCUCGUCUCAGCAGCCAACCUCACAAACAUCAAUUCAUUUUCCGAAAUCGGAGCAUUCUUGAAAACUCACUCCCCAAGCCCUUGGCGAUACCCCGUUCCAUCAAAUCUUAUCUGAUCUGGAGCCUAUGAUUGCUCGAUAUACUCAGCGGCCUCGAGGCAGGGACAGUCUAGCAACAGCUAGCACAGAAACGCAGAUAAUCGAGGACUGAUCGACGAUGAGAUUAAAAGCACGUCUAUCCCCCCCCUACCCUAAUCCCUAAUGAUUGUUUGUGAAUAUUCCCACCUUCCAGGCAUCCAAGUUUGCUUGACAUCUAGUGUCCCAAGCUAUCAAUGGCAGUUGAAACAGAAGAUCACUCCCAGGACGCAAGUCGGCAGGGUAAUGAUAACGUUGCCCCGCCUGUCCAACAUGGCGUGCUCAAAUCCGAACUGAUUCACAGUCUCUGGACGAAGAAGACCUUGACUGUCGCAUAUCUCGGGCUGACCCUGACCACCUUUGUCCUCUAUCUCGAGAUUUACUCGACCUGGGUCUAUUUUCCAUACGUAACCAGCGCCUUUAGUAGCCACUCCAUGUUGACCACGGCGGGUAUUGUUCAGAACAUUGCCGACGUUGCCGCAUACCCCAUCGUUGCAAAACUCUCAGAUGUCUUUGGUCGCGCCGAGGGUCUAACCUUGUCCGUUGGCUUUUCCGCCAUUGCAAAUGCUUUGGCCGCCGGAUCCCAUAAUAUCGAAACUUAUGUCGCUUCCAAUAUCUUCGAGGCUAUCGGAAAUGCCGGUUUCACCAUCAUGCAGCAGGUCUUCAUUGCAGACACCACCAAGCUCAUUAACCGUGGCAUCUGGGCUUCCCUGAUCGAGGCGAUCUGCGUCAUCCCGGUUCUAUACAUCGGUACCAUCAUCGGUGAGAGCAUGCUCAAUCAUUCCACCUGGAGAUGGGGAUACGGAAUGUGGGCGCUCGUCGUCCCCGUCAUGUCUAUACCGCUCGUGUUUACCUUGUUCUAUCAUCAAAGACGAUCCAAAGCCAAGCUGGGCGGUGCCAGUCGCACUAUCAGUGUUCUCGGUGGGGUUCCAGCUUCUGCGUCACUGCUUCGGAAAUUGGUCCAUGUGGUGUGGAUCGAGUUGGAUGUUCUUGGGGUCUUGCUACUAAUCGCAGGGCUCUCGCUUACACUCAUUCCACUGUCCAUAACAGGGGCUUACAACACAUAUAAGUGGGGAGACAGUUCGACGAUUGCUAUGAUAGUCGUCGGGAUUGUGCUGCUUCUCGCAUUUUUCGCCUGGGACGCCAAAUACGCCAAAUGCCCACUCUUUCCCUAUCGUAUGGUUCGCGACAGAACCGUCAUCGCGGCUUGUGUCCUUGCUUUUGUCGACUGGGUGGGAUAUGCGACCAGUGCAACCUUUCUCUCCAGUUAUUUCCAGGUCGCCGUGGGUCUUUCCCCAGGAAAUGCAACCCGUAUCGACAAUGCCAAUCGUGUCACCUUUCAAGUGGGAUCAGUUUUCGUCGGUCUCCUUAUGCGUUGGACCAAACGUUCACAGCCUUUUGUCCUAGUUGGAGUUCCCAUCGCCGUCCUAGCCCAGGGAGUUUUGAUAUACAUGGUCGACAUCAACGGCGCAUAUCCGGCCAGCGAGGCGGCGUUCGUGACCUCAAGAGUUCUGUCCGGCCUCGGUCGAGCCUUCUUUUCUACAGCUUCACAGGUUUCAAUCCAAGCCUCGGUCGUGCAGCAGGAUGUUGCGGUUGGUACGGGUAUCUUCCUGGCCGCGAUGAGUGUGGGUUCUUCGGUCGGUAGAUGUAUUGCAGGAGUGAUUUGGAACCGGUAUCUUCCUCAGAAACUUGAGCAAUACCUACCAGCCGAUGCCGUUUCUGACGCACCAAACAUUUUUGCCUCCUUCAUCUACGCUAUGGAAUUCCCCGAGGGAGGGCCUACCCGUGAAGCAAUCAAUCGUAGCUAUCGAGAAACAACCAAGAUUUUGGCCAUCGCGGCAACAUCAAUCAUGGCAGGCAUGCUUAUGAUCCAGCUGUUCCUCAAGAAUAUCAACCUGGCAGAAGCCGAUGGGAAGAGAGAAGAACAGCUUGCAACUGCCGACGGGUUUGCUCUGGAGAACAUUGGUUCCUCCCACCGAGCGACGGCGGCGGAUAAUGUGCAGCGGGCCGCGCACAGCAAGUCUUGAGGGUUUCCAGGACGGGAAAUAUGCCCAAGGAUAAGAGUUCGUCACAGAUCUAUCGAAUAUUCACAGUUUGUCCAUUGCGGCCCUCCAGCAAUCGUGUCCAAUCACCAUAUUUGCUUGUUAGGCGCGAGCAGAUUUCCCAACCCUUGGCUGUGCCACGAGCCGUAGGGAGCAAAAAGCCAUGCAUAUGUGGACAAUGGAACAAUGCUUUGCGCAAACAGAAGAUUAUCAUUU
This is a messenger RNA of Exophiala mesophila, 2610 nucleotides long. RefSeq lists its product as uncharacterized. Bases 550 to 2379 code for a protein of 609 amino acids. Gene Ontology annotation, biological process: siderophore transmembrane transport. Gene Ontology annotation, molecular function: siderophore-iron transmembrane transporter activity. Lineage: Eukaryota; Fungi; Ascomycota; Eurotiomycetes; Chaetothyriales; Herpotrichiellaceae. The transcript has 5 exons. The record is from RefSeq and is a predicted model, not a curated record.